AAUUCCAGAGACCACACAGCGCCUUCACCUCCUCCUCUCCCCAAUCCGACCACCCCAUUCACCAACCCAAAAUAAAAGCCGUCCCCGACCACCAGACUCGGGAAUUCCUCCGGCGAUCCCUCCCUUCGACGGCCGUCUCCUUCUCCGUGCGCCCCAGGAGAUCCUCCAGCUUGCAGAGAACACCUAAUUGCUCCGAAAUGGAUAGAGGGCAGAACGGGAGGGACGACUUCUUCGGUGGCAGGGACCCAUUUUCUGGGUUUGGUGGUUUUGGUCCCCAGAGGAGUUUGAUUUCUGGCUUCUUUGGAGGGAGGGAUCCAUUUGAUGAUCCAUUCUUCACGCAGCCAUUCGAGGGUCGGAUGAUGGGUGGCCAUGGCAUGUUUGGACCUAGCCUUUUUGGGCCGAUGGGAGGGCCGUUCGGUGACAUGAGGAACGAUGGAUUCAUCCAGCAAGCUCCUCCUAAGAGUAAUGGCAGAAGACCUGUCAUAACAGAGCUUGAUGAGGAGGGAGGAGAAAACGCGGAGCACGGUAACGAGCAGUCAAACCAGGAUUCUUAUGUUCAGGAGCCAGAUGAUGCAAGUGAUGUGAUGGAAGGUGGUCAAGUCCAGCUACGGAGGGAUCUCAAUAGGGCUAAUAGUGGAGGGCAAUCACAAGCUCGUACUUUCACAUAUCAGAGCUCUUCAGUGACCUAUGGUGGUAUUAAUGGAGCUUAUUACACUGCUUCAAAGACUCGGCGGACUGGCAGUGAUGGGAUCACUGUGGAAGAAAGCAAGGAAGCAGAUACAACAACUAAAGAGGCCACUCAUAGAAUAUCACGAGGAAUACAUGAUAAGGGCCACUCCCUGACAAGGAAACUGAAGUCAGAUGGGAAGGUUGACAGUACACAGAUACUGCAUAACCUGAAUGAAGAUGAACUAGCUGGAUUUGAGGAAUCAUGGAAGGGGAAUGCUGGACAUCACUUGCCUGGCUGGAAUCAAAAUGCUGGUGCACCAAAUAGUGAUAAUUCUGACUCGACCACUCUCGCUGACGGGAAUUAUCAGCUGAUUCCGGAACAAGAAGAAGUUUAUUCUGAAGACCCCGGGAAUCUUGUCUUCCGCGAGCAGCGCUUGUGGACGGCCCGUCUAUCCGCGCUUCCUCCAGCAGCCACCCCGAACCAGCUUAUCGUCUGCUUAUCCUCCCCGCACCGGCCCCCACGACGCCCCAGCGCCGGCCCCCGCGGCGCCGCCUAG
Panicum hallii is the source of this 1226-nucleotide messenger RNA. RefSeq lists its product as uncharacterized. NCBI's taxonomy places the organism in Eukaryota, Viridiplantae, Streptophyta, Magnoliopsida, Poales, Poaceae. The transcript is spliced from 8 exons. The record is from RefSeq and is a predicted model, not a curated record. The coding region runs from base 198 to 1226 and encodes 342 amino acids.